CAAUUGGAAGGAAACAGCAUAGCAGCUUCUCCAAUUGUUUCGAGGAAAUGGUUUUAUGGACGGCCUCUCGUCAUCCUCUUGGCUUCCUCAGUUCCCUCUCUUCGGAAGCUUAUAAAUAUAGGGUUAUGGCAGAUUCUAUCUCUGCAACUUCUCCAUUCUCUCCCAACCCCAACGCAAGAGACUCUUUAUCUUCGUCGGACUGACUUGAAAUUCAUAAGAGAGAUGGCGGAAGCAAUCAUCUUGGGUGCCCUAGCACAAGAGGUGUUGCAAGAAGUGGUGCGUGUGAUAUUACAUAUGAAGGGGAAGACCUUCAAUUUCAGGGAAGAUCUUGAAGAGCUCAGAAUUUCUCUCGAAUAUGUGGUUCCUAUUUUAAAACAAGGGUGGAAAUUGAAUUCAGAGUUGGACUUUAGUAAGCCAGAAGGAGUCGAGAAAUUCAAGGAGAAGUUGCAGAAAGGUAAAGAGCUAGUCUCCAGGUGCUACAAGAUCCCGUCUUGGAACAUUAUCCAGAGGAUCCGUUACGCCAGUAAGAUCUCCAAGUUUGAUGAAACUAUUCGUAGGUUCUGCGGGCUGGAGUUGCAGGUUGAAAACUGGCGCGAUAAUAAAGUGCUUCUACAGACGAUGAACGAAAUGGCUCUGCAUCAGGUACCGAGUCUAUCGACUAUUAACAAGGGUUUGUUUGCUGUUCCUCAACUCCCAAAUCAUCUUGUUGGAUUUGAUAUAGCCAUUAGAGAAUUGAAGAUUGAAUUGUUCAAAGAGAAUGUGACGGUGCUUGGAGUAUGUGCUCCUGGGGGAUGUGGGAAAUCGACAUUAGCUGCCAUGCUUUGCCGAGACGAAGAAGUUAGAGUUGCAUUCAGGGAUAAGAUAUUAUUUUUAACUGUUUCAAGAAAUCCCAUCUUAAAGAUCCUACAGAGACUAAUUGAAGAGAUUGGUAAUGGGGUGUCUCGGUCCGACCUGAGUGAAGAAGAUGCAAUUAAGCAAUUUCAUUACCUUCUGGAGGAGAGAAGGUCACAGCCACUACUGUUGGUUCUAGAUGAUGUUUGGGAGGAAUCAAUCAUUGAGAAGGUUUUCUCCAGAAAUAAAGGAUGUAAGAUGCUGGUUACAUCAAGAGAAGCAUUCAAAGUAUAUAAUUCUGAAAAUCAUUCGAAAUAUCUUCUGAAAACACUCAAUCCCCAAGAUUCCAAGUCUCUUUUUCGUCAAACAUCACUGUCUCAAGAUGGGAAUGACGAGUAUAAGCCAGAUGAGAAUCUUCUAAAUGAGAUAGUAAAAAAUUGCGAGGGUUUUCCACUCGCUAUUACGGUGAUUGCCAAAUCACUGUCCCAGCAGCCCGCAGUGAAAUGGAGCAACAUGGCUAAGAAACUGUCAAAUGGUGCCAGCAUUUUUAACAUUGAUGAAAAAUUGCAGAAAUGUCUUGCAACAAGCUUGGAAUUCUUGGAUGCUACACUUCUAGAGUGUUUUAUGGACUUAGGUUCCUUUCCUGAAGACAAAAGGAUCUCUGCCUCUGCUCUGAUCGAUAUUUGGUGUGAGCGCUAUGAACUAGAUUCUGAAGAUGAGGCCUAUUUCAAUCUUCUCGAACUUGCCUCACGAAAUCUUGUUAAUUUGGUUGGAAACAGGUAUGUAUGUUUCGUUUAUCUUUCUAAUUAGUAAUUAAAUUCCAUUGCCUAUAUUUGUUGCUAAUUGAAACUGAUAUUUUUCUGUGGCUAAGUUGAUUAUCAAGAUAUAUGUUGUUUCCAAUUUUCUGUUGAUAUUCUAAUCAUGUUCUCCACAGAAAGUUUUAUUUAGGUAGACUAAGCAAUUGACAAACUUAAUAAAAAAGAAAACUACUAUCUUAGCAUGAUCCUGCUAUAGCUGAGGUCAGAUUCAACCUUAUGUUCUAUUGAUUGCUUAAAUUUACAUGGUAACUGCAGCAAAGAUGCAAUAAACACUCAUGUUCCCCUUCAAAAGUACCACUGAAUUGUAUAUCUGUGUUGACAUUCUACAACUAAUUAAAUCUCAAUCCCAAUAAAUGAUCUGAACCUUAUAAAUGAGCAGUUGUAUUUUGUUGGUGGUUUCCUAAAUGUCUCACCGUUAUAUUACUCAAACAACGGAUUGGACAAUCUACCAGAGCUGGCAGCAGAGUGAAAGACUUAAUAUGGACAAAAGAGAAAAAGGCCUUCCUGAGAGCUGGAGGAAAAAAAAGAACCACUAUCUCAAUUCCCGUCUUGUUUCUCUCUGCACAGGUGAAAUGUGUUCAGAAAGCUGGUAUGACUUGCAACUUCCCGAAGUUGAGGUGUUGAUUCUGAAUUUCUCUGCAAGUAACUACACCUUACCCCCAUUCAUGGAAAAGAUGAGGAAGCUAAAGUUUCUUAUCGUUGUAAACCGUGGACGGACCCCUGCCAAACUAGACAAUUUGAUAACACUUGCUGAAUUGGUUAAUCUAAAGAGGAUCAGGUUUGAGAAUGUCUUGAUACCUUCCCUUUAGAAUU
Molecule: messenger RNA, 2462 nt
Organism: Macadamia integrifolia
Lineage: Eukaryota; Viridiplantae; Streptophyta; Magnoliopsida; Proteales; Proteaceae
Product: probable disease resistance protein At5g66900
Exons: 5
Coding region: 223-1641 (472 amino acids)
Biological process (GO): defense response to fungus
Molecular function (GO): ADP binding
Source: RefSeq, a predicted model, not a curated record